AUGGCUAGAACUGAUCGGAGACAAAGAGGUGCCAACAGAGGGACUCAGAAUGCCUCUGCAGCAGAUCCAACGAUUGUCAUAGGCAUAGACUUCGGAACCACCUUCUCCGGUGUCGCUUGGGCUCGCUCAAGCCGGCCAGAACAGAUCAAUAUUAUUACGAGCUGGAAAUCUCGCUUCAACUUCAACAGCGACAAAGAAAAAGUGCCCACCGUCAUCUCUCGCGAAGAGAAAGAAGGUGCUCCUCUUUGGGGCUAUGUCGCUCCGCUGGGAUCAGCCUCUCUCCAAUGGUUCAAGCUCUGCCUUCUCGACAAAGAAGAUAUUCCGGAAUAUCAGAGAAGAUCAGAACAUCUGAGAACCGCAAUAAAGUCACUAAAAAAGUCCAACACCCAUGUUGUGGAUGUUAUCAGCGACUACCUACGAGAGCUGUGGCAGUAUACCAUUAGCUGCAUUGAGCGAGCUGAGGGAGCAUCAAUAGUCGAAGUCUCCGCGUUCAAAGUGGUUGUCACUCUGCCGGCUAUCUGGCCUGCAUAUGCUCAGUUUCGGAUGAAAGAGGCGAUUGAAAAAGCAGGGAUUCUGAACAUUCGCGGUGUCUUCGAUACUGAGCUGGAGUUUAUCUCAGAGCCUGAAGCGGCCGCCCUAGCUGCUCUGCAAGAUCUGUCUGAUAGAGCAGAUAUGGUGCCCGGUGAUCAUUUCGUCGUCUGUGACGCUGGCGGAGGUACUGUCGAUGUGAUUACCUAUACCAUCGUCAGUAAAACCCCAAUGAGAGUUAAAGAAAGCGUUAGGGGAGAUGGAAAGCUCUGUGGCGCUACGUUUGUGGACGAGCGUUUCCGAGAUCUCCUUCGACAAAAGAUUCCUUUGAGUACUUGGGAAAGACUUGGGGAAGAUGGAAUAGCUCGUCUUAUGAAUAAUGAAUGGGAAAACGGCAUCAAGCCGCAGUUCAGCAACGAUGGUCGCAAGUGGUCCAUACAAGCCCCCGUCAGUUCACGGAAGAGAGAUCACGAGCAAUACAUUUCUUCGGAUAUCAGCAUACACAAUCAUGAAAUUGUCAAUGUGUUUCAGCCGAUAACCAGCCAAGUUGUGGAACUUGUAGCAGCUCAAGUUAACGAAGUCAAGAGGCGGUACAAGAAGCAACCCAAGUUUGUGAUCUUGGUUGGUGGUUUUGGAAGAUGCCACUAUCUAUAUAACUGCUUGGUUGAAAGUCUCAGAGGCAAAAUAGAGAUUUUACAGAGCUCUGGAGCACGGCCCUGGACAGCAGUCUGUCGCGGUGCGGCCAUCAGAGGACUUGAACAAUCCGAUGGUGCAACUGAAUCUGCGAUUUGUUCAAGAAUCGCAAGAGCUAGUUACGGCACAAUGUGCAACGUCAUCCCAUGGAGCGAGAAAGACCACAGUAUUCAAGACAGAGAGUGGUGCCCAAUCGCGCGAGUGUACAUGGCCGCCGACCAAGCCUCCUGGUUUCUUCGUAUUGGCGAGACCAUAACCGUGGGCAAAUCUAUUGAACUGGGGUUCAGCCAAGACUUUGAAUCACCAGCCAGCGAAAUCGUAACAAAUCUCAUUUACUCCAACAGCUUCCAACCAUCAGAACGAUGCGAUGAGACGGUCAAAGAGCUUUGCCAGUUACGCUGGUCGAGGAUCCCCAAAUUCGACGAUCUCCCUACAUGGAUGAAUAACAAGGGCCGCGUCAUCAGGCGACUCUCUUAUGUGAUCAAGAUGACUUCCAACGGCGUCUCCUUGGAUUUCGAGAUUUCACAUGACGACAAGAUUGUCGCCUCAAAGAACGUCGCGGCUGAUUAUAGCGAGAGCGGCACCGCGGCACAUCGGCAUGCAGCCCAACUUGGCGAGGACAAUAGUGGCACCUAUGUGCCUCCUGGAAAGGGGCUAGGAGGCUGGGACGACGAAUUCAGUGAUGAAUGA
This is a messenger RNA of Trichoderma atroviride IMI 206040, 1911 nucleotides long. The record is from RefSeq and is a predicted model, not a curated record. Lineage: Eukaryota; Fungi; Ascomycota; Sordariomycetes; Hypocreales; Hypocreaceae.